GAUAUCAUACGCAGGCUCGAAAAUUAAAGGAAAGGACCAUAGCUUUUCACUUUGAAUUUCGUUGAAUUUCUCUGUUGUUAAACAUACAACAUGUGUGUCCAGUUUUAAAGUUGCGUAAUCAUCAUAAACUCGAUGUAAUUCCUUUCCUUCGAAACGUGUAAGAUAUGUUUUGAUUUCUUCAAGCGCAUGUUAGUCUUUGGAUCUAAUGAAGAUCUAAUCUACAAAUGAUUACUGAAUGUGGAUAGUGGUUUUUUUUUUCCAUAUUUUGUUAUGUUUGAGAGGUUUGGCGCAAUACACACCCUUUUUCUUGAAAAUAUAUCGAACAUUAAAUAUUUACCUGCAAGCUUCCAGUCUCGUGCUUAAAAUGAUAUGAUCUAUGAUGAACCACAUUGAGGUUUCAUUCGUCGGUGGACAUUUGGUAGACCUAUGAGUGAUUUCAAAACCGAAACUAAUCCUAGUAGACGACGAGGUAGUGAAAAAUAUUUAUUUUAAUAUAUUUUCCAUAGUAAACUGAAUGAAACUUGGAAGUAAAAGUAUCACUUUCUGUAACCGAGGUUGGCCUUUGCUCGGGUACCAAUGUAACUUAAGUUGGAAAGGUAAUGAAUUUGUACUCUGUGUUCCCUGUUUGAUUUUGAAUUGUGCUACACCAUGAUUUUUAUGGGUUGCAGAAGUAAUUUGUCAGAUGUGCCGCCAUUUAUGUAAAAAUAAAAGUUUUUGAACUUACAUGCUAAUUACUAAUCAGAGCGCCUCAAUCCGCGCGAAACAAAGAAAGGAUUACGAAGAAAAUGCUUUUCAGUGAAGCAGCUGAGUUCUUCUAAUGGCGUCCGACAUUCCUAAAACACACUAGCAGAGUGUUUUGUUUGUUGACCUGGCUGGUUUUAUUCUCUGCAAAUGGGUCUAAUAUUCAUGUUUGACAGGUUUUCUCUGGUCCGUGACAUCAACAUGUAUUGUAUGAUUGUAAGACAUGCAUGUCUGUAUAAUUUCUUUGAUUACUCUCUAAAUAAUUGAAGAUGAGAAUUCGGAGAUGUUCAAAUACGUGUUUGUCUGCAUUUAUUACUUUCUAAAUGAAAUUUAACUCUAACGCGUAAUUAAAUUCAUUCAAUAAAUACUUUCUGGUUGUCAUGAAGCCAAAAGAAGUUUUGUGAAAAAUAUUUGACAUUUCAGGAGUUGUACUGUGUUAAGACUGAAUUUUUUUUCUCCAUUUUCACUUUAGAAUAGUUUAGGCUAGUGUCAUUAGAAUCUCACUUCACUACGAUUUCCAUUUUCCGUCAAAUUAAGCAGUUAUUAGGUGUAAAAAGUAAUUACUCUUUCUACUGUCAACAGUGCUUUCAUUGGCUACCUGAUCAAUAGGACAUAUUAAAUUUUGGAUGAUCCAUUAAGUUUCGCCAAGUAUGAAGGUUGUUUGACCCACUGAAAGUACCUCUCAUCAAUUAUUCCUUUCAAAAAUUUUAUGCGCACAGAAUCUUCCCAGAAAGCGGCUGGGUUUUAUCUGAUUAAGUAGACACCCUUUGGAUUUUAUUCUUAUACCAACAAAUCUACCGUUUACUCGCAGCAACUUCCGUGAAUUCCAGAUACUGGAUGGGCGCAGCUUUUAAGUGAGAACACAGCAAUGACAGACUCGACCACGAAUUUCACUUUAUAUCUCAACACCUCACAGCCCACGUCAGGAGUGGGCGGUGGAGGGGGAGGAUUUGGCGUCCCCUCAAAGGAGUCAGUCAUUCUCGCGUGCUUCUUUUACACCGUCAUUGCCCUCGUUGCCGUGUUUGGCAACUUCAUGGUAGUAACAGCUUUCUUCAUCAACGACAAACUCCGCACUGUGACAAAUUACUUUGUAUUGGGCUUAGCACUUGCAGACAUUUUGGUGGGUGCUCUGUCAGUUCCCUUGUGGAUGUACAUUUUAAACUACUACGCGGACUUACGGCCUAUGGAUUUGAGGUUUAAAACCUUGAAUGAACUCUAUGUAGCGCUGGAUAAUUUUGCAGGGAUCUCCUCCAUUCUGCAUCUUAUGGCUAUUUCGAUGGAGCGAUAUUUUUGUGUUGGUUGGGCCGUGAAACACCGCAACACCAAAAAGUACGUCUACUACAUUGCCUUGUUCCUGGUUUGGUUUAUUUCAGCCUUGGCAGCCUCCAUCAAACAUACGAUCCCUUGCAUCAAAACAACAGACCUUGUUCUUUUAACCUUUGUCGUCUUCUUUCUGCUACCAUUGACGGUCAUCAUUGUGUCAUAUGCAGCCAUUUGGAAAAUUGCCAUGACCAGGAUGAACAACAACCCCAGUAAGCGCUCCCUUAAGAGGGAAAUUCGCACUGCUACAACCAUUGCCUUCGUCAUUGGGUUCUUCCUGAUUGCUUGGACUCCAUUUUUCAUUACACUUAUAGUAGUGGUGUACUGCCCCACGUGUCCCUAUAAUUGGUCAGCGACGAUCUUUUAUAAAUUUCUUCAUUAUUCCAAUUCGUCAAUCAAUCCCAUCGUGUAUGGCGUCAGAAUACCAGAGUUUAGAAAGACUUUCAAGUUCAUUCUGCGGCGAAUCUAUGGACCCAUCUUAGCACCAUGUAGAAAUUAAGUUAGUGCUAGUUUUUGAAAAUUCUACAACGCUUUUCACGGCUUUCAUGACCUACUGAACACCAUAGUUUUUACAGCGCCUGGAACUUUAAACAUUUACCCGAACUCCAGAGCCACUUUCACUUUGUAAGCUAUAUGAUUGAUAUAAAAAAAGUGCAUAUGGACGAAUGCAAGUUAAAUCGUUGAUAUUCGUUUCGACUUUUAUUCCCCUCGCGGAGCAUUUCAUUUGAUUUAUUUAAUAAUCUAUUUUAGAUUCAAUUUUUUCAUAUAUGCUCAAUUUCGGACGUAAGUAAUGAGAAUGCUAUAUACGCUUGUAAACGGAUAAUACUCGAUCGCAACAGAAUUGACUCAUCUUAGAAAUACAGAGUUAAAGCUAAUUGAUAAGAAUAAAAUAUUCGUAAUUUUUA
This is a messenger RNA of Pocillopora damicornis (cauliflower coral), 2966 nucleotides long. RefSeq names its product octopamine receptor beta-2R. The record is from RefSeq and is a predicted model, not a curated record. Gene Ontology annotation, cellular component: dendrite; plasma membrane. Gene Ontology annotation, biological process: chemical synaptic transmission; G protein-coupled receptor signaling pathway, coupled to cyclic nucleotide second messenger. Lineage: Eukaryota; Metazoa; Cnidaria; Anthozoa; Scleractinia; Pocilloporidae. Gene Ontology annotation, molecular function: G protein-coupled serotonin receptor activity; neurotransmitter receptor activity.